Cryptomeria japonica (Japanese cedar) is the source of this 1313-nucleotide messenger RNA. RefSeq names its product ethylene-responsive transcription factor ERF061-like. NCBI's taxonomy places the organism in Eukaryota, Viridiplantae, Streptophyta, Pinopsida, Cupressales, Cupressaceae. Gene Ontology annotation, biological process: ethylene-activated signaling pathway; regulation of DNA-templated transcription. Bases 98 to 598 code for a protein of 166 amino acids. The transcript is spliced from 2 exons. The record is from RefSeq and is a predicted model, not a curated record. Gene Ontology annotation, molecular function: DNA-binding transcription factor activity; DNA binding.
UAAGAAGAACAAGUGUAGUGAGUAACAUGGGUAGAAAGGCAUAAAGCAACGCUCCUGGGGAAAGUGGGCUGCAGAGAUUAGAGACCCCACUAAGGGAAUGAGGAUCUGGCUCGGUACUUUUAGCACUUCGGAGGAUGCAGCCAGAGCUUAUGAUCGAGAAGCUUUUAAGAUCAAAGGAACCCAAGCCAAGCUCAAUUUCCCCACAACACAGCCAACAUCAAAUUUGUAUAACAGCCUAAAUUCAAUGCAGAUUCUGGUGGAGGUUGAAGCAAGGUUGCAACCAACAAAUAUAGAAAGUGGUCUGAAAACAAAGGAAACUCUAGAGGACAUUGAAGGCACCCCAAGUUUUUUGGAGGCAUCGAUGGAGGAUUAUCUUGAAUAUUUGGAGGCAGUGCUGGAGCUGAAGCCUGAGAUCCCAUCUACAACAGCUUCUACUUCAGACCUAAAUUUCUUCGAUUGGGUUGGAGAUGAGCACAAAAGCUCUGGUUUACUCUGGGAAGGUGCAGCCCAUGCAGUGGACUCUGGUUUACUCUGGGAAGCAGCCCAUGUAGUGGAUUAUAGGGAGUUUCAAGAGGAAGACAAAAAGUGUUUGGCGUAGAGGACGAUGAGUGUUGCCUUUUAUGGUGCACAACAUUAAACAAUGCACAACCCAUCACUACUAACAGGCUUCAUCCUGAAAACAUCAUACAUUUUCCACUUGUACUUAUGACUCUGAUUUUCUCAUGCCUCUAAAGGGGUUCAAUUGAGAGAAUUUAGACAUUUGUGUGAAGAGAAUGUUAAGAGGACGUGGAGGUAUGUUUAGUCAUCAUGUUCAAUACCCUCAUUCAUUUGGCUUGGAAUGGAAGGUGAGGCCUUCAUAAUUCACUAAGGCAAUUAUCCAACCAUUUUUUUUAAUUUCUUUAUUUCACUCCUUCAUCUAGGUAUAAAUGGAGUGUGAGAUCAUCAUAUGAAAAAGGCAAUUAUCCACCAAUGAAUUUUAGUUUCUUAGUGUUUGAGAAGGCAUUUCUUCAUUUCACUCCUCUAUUUGAUUGUAAAUGGAAGGUGAGGUCAUCAUUCCUCACUAAGGUCAUGACCCACCUAGUGUGGUUUGUUUGUUUUUUACAUUAUUGUGUAUUGUUUAGGUCAUUAUUUAUUUGUUCUUCUUUUUUAGAAGAUAUUUCUUCAUUUCACUCAUUUGUUUCGCUAUAAAUGGAAGGUGAGAUCAUCAUACCUCACUAAGACAAUGACCCACCUAAUUUUCUGUUUAAUUUCUUGUUUCUUCUGUUCUAUAUUAUUUUUUUCAUUAUUUAUUUUUUAUUUAAUUUGAGAAUGCA